AUGUUUUCUUAUUCUGUUCCUAUGAUUAGGUAUCUAAUUACAGAAAUGGUUUAUGAUUUUCAACCAAGCAAGGAACUUGAACAGAAGUGGGAAAUUGCUUUAAAUAAUCAAAUUCCAAUGUAUUUUUACCUUAACGAGGAUGAUAGAAAUGUUUAUGUAAUAGCAGAAUCAAAUACCUGCUUUUAUCGCUUUGAACUGUUUAAAUGGCCAACAAAAAUUGAUCACCUUAUUUUUGCUCGUCACUGUUUUGAAUUACUCUCUCAUUGCCAUUUUGAUGAAAUUAUUUUUGAAAGAAUUGUGUUUAAUCCACAAAUAUUUAAUUUAAUUUUUGAUGAUCUACCAAUCAAAUUAAAUUGCAAUAUUGCUAGACUGUUGCUGAAUAAUAUAGAUUAUGACAAUCAAGCGUUGGAAGUUGUUAAAAAUAAUUUGGUAAUUUCCAAAAUGCUAAGUUUUCGAUUUAUUUGGGCAGCUUUUACAACUUUAUAUGAGGUUGAUAAAUACAUUUUUUUGAAUUUUUUGUUGAAUGGAGGCGCUAAUAUCCCUCUUGCUUCUAUUUAUUAUAUUGGAUCUGCUAUUGAACUUCACAAGGAAGUUAUUAAGUUUGCCGAGACUUCAUCAGAUUGUUCUAAAAUGGUGAAUAGCAUUGAAUUUCAACGACUUGAAUGGUCUAUGCCAAAAUUUAGUUCAAGAGUUAAACUAAUUAGACAAAAAGAAUAUAUUAAAGGAGAGAAUCAACACAUUUUUUUAAAAUACGAAACUUCAAAUGUGCAUAAUUCAAAUUUGGUUUUUUAUAUUUUUAUUUGGAAAGAAGUCAAAGCUGAAACAAUACACCGUUUUAGAAUACAAAAAUUUAUUCGGGCUUCUAUUGAAAAAUAG
Molecule: messenger RNA, 876 nt
Organism: Meloidogyne enterolobii
Lineage: Eukaryota; Metazoa; Nematoda; Chromadorea; Rhabditida; Meloidogynidae
Source: the annotation of a GenBank genome assembly